Molecule: messenger RNA, 3352 nt
Organism: Scylla paramamosain (green mud crab)
Lineage: Eukaryota; Metazoa; Arthropoda; Malacostraca; Decapoda; Portunidae
Gene: Oli
Product: class E basic helix-loop-helix protein 22-like
Biological process (GO): axon development; sensory organ development; positive regulation of transcription by RNA polymerase II
Cellular component (GO): nucleus
Molecular function (GO): E-box binding; DNA-binding transcription factor activity, RNA polymerase II-specific; protein dimerization activity
Source: RefSeq, a predicted model, not a curated record
CAGGUGAUCGAUACCCGACCAAUGCGAGGCGCGGAAGGGUGAAGGUGACGCUGUGAUUGGUCAAGAGGAUCCUGCGCCCUGGCCGACUUUCGCGCCUGUGUGUCGUGAUUGGCUGGCUGGAUGGGAGGUGCAAAAACAGGGCCGGGUGUGGUGUUGGAGUGAGGAGACAGAUGGAGGAGGAAGUACAGGCGGUCGUACCCUCUUGCUCUCUACAUACGUAUCCAUCAGGAAAGUGAGACAUAGAAACAGACACACAGACACACGGACAUGGCCUGUAUCCUCCGCCAGCACAGCCACUUACCUAAUUAAUCACAUUACCUGCUGAUUACCUCCAAAGUGACGGGAAGCGAGUGAAAAAGUGUACCAGAGAGAGAUCAAAGGAAUGGUGAGUGAGUGACAGGAAUACUAGUGUUUUUUUUUUCCCCGUUGAAGAAGAAAAUAAAAAGAAAGAAGGUGCGAUAAAUGAAGAAUUAGUGACAGUGAAAUAACUGGUGAAACGUUACUGACGGAAGACGAGGAGGAGGGGGAGGAGGAGGAGGAGGAGGAGGAGAUAGGGCUAUACAAGAAGAACAAAAAGAAGGAAAAAAAAAGAAAAGAAAAGAAAAAGAGACAAAGAGAUUUUCCCUCCUCUCUUUUUCUUUCUCUCUCUCUUUACGGUGGAAGGACUGAAGAACACGAAAACGAAAAUAAAGAAGGAAAGAAAAGGAGAAACAGAGAGAUAUUUUCCUCUCUCCUACUUUACUGUGGAAUCUUAGACGUCAGGUAUAGUAUGAUGAUGGCGAGUAGUGCCUCGUUUCCGUAUCCCGCCGUGCUGGGUGUCCAGAAUAUCAUGGGCACAGAUGCACGCCCCGCCCCGCCUCUCACUCACUCCCGCCGCUCCGUGCAUGACCCGCCACACCCCUACUACCCCCGGGACUCCCACCACCCGCCGCCCAGGGACGACCACACUACCGCCCGCGACUCCACGCACGGCCUGCUGCGUCACGACUUGCUGGGGCUGAGUCGUGGUGGGGGCUCCUCUCGGGGUCUCGGCCAAGAUCACGCCGGGCCUGGCGCCGUUGCCACCACGGCAGCGGCACCAGCGAGCCGCGAAGAAGUGGCAUUUCCGAGGGAGGUGGGCGGCCUGCACGCCCUCGAAGUGUCGCGGUCAGGCAACAUUGAGAAUCAGGAUCCUGCGUCACCACAGGUGAAGGAGGAGCGGGAGGGGCGGGAAGACGCGAGCGAUGGUUCCGGCACAGAAGAGGACAGCGGGGCACCCGGCCGCCCGCCGCCCACGAUGGGCUCCUCCGGCAGGAAGGUGCGCCAGCAGAAACACAUCAGGCUUUCUAUUAAUGCGCGGGAACGACGACGGAUGCACGACCUGAACGAUGCACUGGACGACCUGCGAGCCGUUAUCCCGUACGCUCACUCACCUUCAGUCCGGAAGUUGAGCAAGAUCGCAACGCUGUUGCUCGCCAAGAAUUACAUCAUGAUGCAGAACAAUGCCAUUGAAGAGCUGCGCCGCGCCGUCACCUAUCUCAAUCAGCCAGGUGCACAUCUGCCCCAUUUACCGCCCGCCCUCGCUUUCGACACUGGUGCUGCCGCAACUGCCGCAGCCGCGCUUCCCGCUGACCAGACUGCCUUUCCAAGACUGUCUGCCCCACAGCAGUCGGCAGCAGCGGCAGCGGCAGCGGCAGCAGCCAAUACCCAGAGGUCCGCCAAGCUGCAGGAAGCGCCCUUUCCUUGACCACUCGUCAGCCUAUAAGACUCCGUCUUAACGGGAGCAUAGCAGCGGCGGCGGCGGCGACGGCGGCAGGGCGCUCCCAAUCUUCAGUCAGGUCGUGCACCCGCCGCCCUUCUCGCAUGUUGACAGGCAGUGCUGAACACACACACACACACACACACACACACACACACACACACACACACACACACACACGAUACUAAGCGGACAUGUUUAUGAAAGCGUCUGCAAUGCACAAGCUGACUUGGAAGACCAUCGUUCACUUAAAGAGAAUUUCUGCUUUGCCUGACGAAGACGUGAUAACAGAGUCUUCAAAUGUGCCGAAGAGAGUACAGUGAACCUUGCCCUACCUGAUGUAUUUGUGUUUGCGUGACAGGUGAUAAGUGGAUGCUUUUUGUGAACUAAUAAACAUAUUAAACAUGCCAUAAGUUCUUACACGUGUGAAGCAACAGGACAACUAUAUGUAGAUAGCAGGAGAACAUGAACGAAAUAUACGUACAAGUGAAUGACAAGGAGGAAAAAAAAAAAAAAGUGACGAGAGAGAUGCAAUGAAUAAAAUAAUUAAAAAAUAAAGAAUAAAUUGCAGUGAACAGUGAAAAGAUGAAUGGUGAUAAAAAUCUGAAUGAAAACAAAAGGGCAAAUGAAAGGUACAUGGCAGAUGAUAAAUAAAUAAAAAAAAAAAUCACAAAAAUUAAGAAAAAUAAGUGAGAAACGAUACAUGAAGCAUAAAAUUAGUGAGUGUGCAAAGAAAAGAAGUGAUGGAGAAAAAUAAAGGAAGACAUUGACGAAGCCACUUAGGCUAAUUAAUUUAGUGUUAAUAUGAAUACAUAACAAAAAAAAAAAAAAUACGAUAAAAUGAAAAGAAAUGCAGAAAAAAAGCAUGAAAAAAUUAAAAGAAAAAGGAGGAAAUUGCUCGUAAAAAACAAACCAAAAGGAAAUAACUGACAACAACAACAACAACAACAACAACAACAACAACAACAACAACAACAACAACAACAAUAAUAAUAAUAAUAAUAAUAAUAAUAAUAAUAAUAAUAAUAAUAAUAAUAACAACAACAACAACAACAACAACAAUAAUAAUAAUAAUAAUAAUAAUAAUAAUAAUAAUAAUAAUAAUAAUAAUAAUAACUGCAAGUAUGGAAGUGGAAUAUCUACUUGAAAAUCAAACGAUAAUUGAUUUUUAAUGCUUCAUCUUAGUCUCGACCAGGAUUUAGUUACUUCGAAUCAGCAACACUUGAAUCUAAUGUGUGUGUGUGUGUGUGUGUGUGUGUGUGUGUGUGUUAGGCAAUAAACAAGCACAUAUGUAUAUCAUCUAGAUUUAUGCUUAAAAUAAAUAUAAGAACAUUACAAUAAAGUAAUUAUAAUAUUGUAAAACUAGUCAUAUAUGUAUGUAUGCAUUUAUUUAUUAUGUAUAUAUGUUUUUAUGUGCUAUGUGUGUAUGUACUACGUAUUCCCUUCAUGUAAGAUCCUACUGGAAGCAUGUGUGUGUGUGUGUGUGUGUGUGUGUGUGUGUGUGUGUGUGUGUGUGUGUGUGUGUGUGUGUGUGCAUAUAUUCGCCGUGUCAUCUGUGUACGUAAUAAUGAUUCACAUAUGUACGUUUUCUGUCAAUAAAGUCAUCGCUGUGCA